AGAAGCAGGGCAGGGGAAGCACCCAGGCACCCUGAGCUGGGGGGCACCCCCUGUGGCACAGGGGUCUGGCCACCGCACGCUGCUCCUGGCCCUGCUGGGGCUCCUAGGCAUGCCUGUGACUCGCGGUGAGUAUGGGGAUGCGGGAUGCGUGGGGAGGACCAGCGAGACCUGCCUAGGUCCCACCUUGCUGCUCAGGCGCUGGGGAGGGUGGUGCCACCACCCCCCCAAACCUGGGGACCCAGUGCUUGAUGCUCUCAGGGAUGCUGUCAUGGAUGCAGCCCCGCCUGGCGCCUUUGCCUGGAGGGGAAGCCUGGGCGAGCCCAGCCGCGCUCCUGGGAUGCUCACUGGGGCUGGGGAAGGGGCCAGGGCACGGGGUCCUCACCCAAGGAGGUCUCCUGCCGCAGGUGACUGUGGGCCCCCACCUCGCAUGACCCACUCCAGACCGUCCAGCGACAGCAGCUUCCCCGUUGGAUCCAGGGUGACGUACACAUGCAUCGAAGGCGCCGUCAAAAUCCCUGGGAGGUCGGACACGGUGGAGUGCCUGCCCGGCGAGCGCUGGUCAAAGCUGCCCGAGCCCUGCGGCCGGAGCUGCGCUGCCCCGACAAGGCUGCGGUUUGCUGCCCUGACCAAGGAGGACGAGAGGAUUAAUUUCUUUCCCGUUGGGACCAACGUCAGCUACGUCUGCCGCCCCGGCUACGAGAACACCUCGGAAAGUUCCCCCACCAGCACUUGCCUUGAAAACCUGACGUGGUCGGAAGCUGCGGAGCUGUGCCGGAGUGAGUGUCUCCUUCCCCUUGUCCAAAAGCAGCCGUGGAGUUGGGAGCAGGUCAGGUAGCUAAAAUGCAGCUGGGUCGUUAUCACCCCAACAGCUACAUGCUUAAUACAAAAUUAGGUGGAUAUUCCUCGACAUUAAUACUUAGUAGGUAUUACCACAACAACUAAUACUUAGCAGGACUAUCAAUAGUUUUGUUUUUUUUAAUUUUCCUGCUGGGAUGAACAGAUCUGUUUUGAUUUUCAUGUUAGUAAAUAUGUUCACAAAAGGACACUGCCUCUGCACAGGACAAACGCCAAUUUGCAAUUCUAGCCAGCUUCAAAAUGAAGACAAAACACAUUUCUUGGGGGAAUCCAUGUAAUAUUAAGACUGAUGAGGUGGCAGCAAUACAUUUGUCACAGACGAGUAGCUUCCUGCCAGUCCAUUGAGAUGGAAACGCCUCUGCACGGCCUCUCCCCUGCCCUCCUGCGAGAUGCUCCCGGCUGCCAGUGCGGAGCCCUUACGGGGAUCCACGCAGCUGGUUCUGGCUCCUGCCAGCCCGGCUGUGACUCCUGGGAAGUAAAAUGCUUUGGUCCCUUUGGGUAUAACCCUCUAAGCCUGUCCCUUAGUUCUCCUUUUUGAUGUCUCCAUCGCCGUGUGUCACCGCUAACGCUGGCCUCGCUCCCCGGCAGGGAGGUCCUGCGGCGAGCCGGGAGCGCUGCCCGGGGGCAGGACGCUGGUGCUCACCGACCUCCAGUUCGGCGCAAGAGUGAUGGUGUUCUGCAAGGACGGGUGAGUCGCGGGGCA
Messenger RNA from Chroicocephalus ridibundus (black-headed gull), 1558 nucleotides. Its product is annotated as complement decay-accelerating factor-like. The transcript has 2 exons. Bases 110 to 835 code for a protein of 241 amino acids. Gene Ontology annotation, biological process: negative regulation of complement activation, classical pathway; T cell mediated immunity. Gene Ontology annotation, cellular component: plasma membrane. Lineage: Eukaryota; Metazoa; Chordata; Aves; Charadriiformes; Laridae. The record is from RefSeq and is a predicted model, not a curated record.